Messenger RNA from Lecanosticta acicola, 3339 nucleotides. NCBI's taxonomy places the organism in Eukaryota, Fungi, Ascomycota, Dothideomycetes, Mycosphaerellales, Mycosphaerellaceae. The record is from the annotation of a GenBank genome assembly.
AUGGCGCGCAUCAGCGACGUGAUGACCUCUGAUCGCGAUACUUCGCCCGAUCCCAUCACGCUGCCCUCGUCGCCGCUCGGCACCCGCUCUGCCCAGUCGCGGAAGACGAACAAGAGCGCCAUGAAGCCAUCCCCGCGCAAGACUCCACGACGCAGCGCGACACCGAGUAAAUCGAUGGUGCUGGACACGCCCAACGGCGACGCGAGUCCCUGGCGUAUCAAGGUCACAGUCGAGGCGGAGCCACGAGAGGGAAGUCCCGGAAAGCGCAUCAGCAAGACCACAACACUCCCGCUGCAGGGCUCGGCGGGGGGAGGGAAGAGGUCGAGGUCGGGCAGUCCGGUCAAGAGAGCGAUGGGCAAGAAGACAGACGUCGGUGAGACCAAGAGGCCCGCCCGCAAGCGCAAGGGAACGCCGAUCCGAGAAAGACGCUCCGCACCACAGAUGAGGCCAUCACCGCAGACACAGACCCAGUCACUACCGCAGAUGUAUCAUCAACCCGAAAGUCAACCAGACCAGGCCAUGGAACCCGCCACAGAGCAAGAGAACUCAAUGCCUCCGCCAUCACACUCGCGUGUACCACGCGCUUCCAGCAGAAUGGCACGCUUCAGCUCAGUGCAUGACUUUGAUCGAUAUAAGCGGUUGAGUGUCGCGCGCGAAGAGCUCGGUGUCGCACUCGAGGACGCGGUCGGCCACUCGAGUCCGCGAUUCCACGUACCUGGCGACAAGACUGUUUCCAUGAACGAGGACUUCAGCAUCAUCUCUGUCGACUCACUACGAAGCGCCAAGGAGGCCAGUUUCUCCCGAUCUCACAACUCGGGCGAAACAUCCGCCGCCACGGUCUCCUAUCUACCAUCCUCUCCACCUAAGCCUCAGUAUCCUGAUCUCGCCAACAAGGCGGUGAGAGCAAGGUCGAGUCUUGCGAACGAGUAUAAUUCCACGAGCUGGCGGCCUACAGGGCCUGCAAACCGGUUUUCGCCUCAGGUCCAAGUCAGGCCGGAAAGUCACAGACAAAGCGUUGAGCAGCAGUGGCAGCGCGAGCGCCAGGCCGUCAGCCGGCAGAUCGACAAAGCCGGCUCUGAACAUGUUGUCGUAGUUGACGGAGAUGGCGAUGUCGAUGGAGGCGAUGUGGACGCAGACGAUAUUGACGAGCAAAUGGAUGACAACCAGGCGCAUGUUGAUGCCGCCGAGGAGGACCUUUGGCAAGGCGAAGCUUCUCGGUCUUUGGAAGAAGGACAGCCUGACGAUGCAUCUCAUCGGUCACGACACCGACAGAGGCAAGAUCAGGACGAAUCACAACGUGAGGAACGAUUUGAAGAUCUGUUUGCUGGGCAGCCAUCGAAGCCACUCAGGUCUAAGAUCCCACGAACUUGGCGAAGAUCUUCCGGGAUGGACUUCUCUUAUGUCGACUCACCUGCUCACCGUCUCGCUGCGGGACAUGGGGAGCAGGCGGAGGAAGCCGAAGAACGCAGGCACUCCACAGACGGCAGCGGAGUACUUACUCCACCAAGCACUGAUGAGGACGAUGUGGAUGCGGAUGUGCAAGAGGCGGAUGCAGCAGACGGAGAAGAUGCCGAGAGUGAGUUUCAGCCUGAUGCUGAAGCCACACGAUACCGAUACGAAGACGAAGACGAAGACAUGGAGGAUGAGCUAGGUGAAGCCGAUGAAGAUGGUGCUGUCACUCCAGAUUCUGAAGCCAGUGAUCCGGAUGAAGACGACACGGGCAACUUCUUUUUGAACAACUUGCCUCAGGUUUACAACGCCGAUCGUCCACGAAGAAGGCCAGAAAGACAGAAGACAAUGGACUUGACCGAACUGCUCGGCUUGGACGGAGCGACCGACAGCCCGACCAAACCUGCAUUCGCUGGCAGCAGUCCUAAAUGCGAAGGUGGCUCUUCGGCGCAGAAGAAGUACGAUCCUGGUAAUGGGCGCCCGAGUUCUGGUCUCAGCAAAGACAGCCCGACGGAUCAAGGCAGAAAGAAGACUCUGGAGAGCCCGCUGAGGAAGAGUCUACUCAGGAGCAGUAAGAUGCGGGAGAGCUCGCGCGCAGCUCCUUCAGGAACAACGAAUCGAAUUGACUUUGCGCCGAACGCUCCACUUCGCAGGACCGAUAACUUCCAAGGCAGGAUGGAAGAAGCUCUAAGUCGUACCCAAUCCGACAGUCAGGAUGGGCUAUUGCGUAGGCCACCCUGGAGAACUACUGUGCACGACGUGGAUAACGCACUUGACCAAUUCGACGCUGGAGAGCGCCAGGAAGUCGUGGAUAACAACGAUGAACAAUCCGAACGCCAUGAGGGAUUUGAAGACGGAGACGACGACAUCGAGGAAUAUGGAGAUCAAGAGCCUACCGAGCCAUCAAAGAGCUACGAGGAGCGCUUGAACGUGGACUCGCCUCAGAAGAUCAGAGUCAACUUCAACGAUUCCUCGUCGCUGCUGCGCCCUCAGCGCGAGCAUCAGGUGGCCCAUUACGACUCAAAGGGCAACUCAUCUCUACUAGCCGCGAAGAAGCAGUACCCACCACUCUUUACCCGGCGAGACGACUCGACUGAGCAAACGAUGUCACAAAAUACUGUCGAGUCAAUAUUGGACUCAUCUGAGGAGAUUACCCUUGUGGCCAAGCAGCCGAUGCAGCAGCAGCGCAAUCAGCCGGGUCUUCUUAGCCGCUUGAGCACGACGUUCUGGUCUGCUGUCAUUCGUCCCACUGGGCCUUCUGAGAUAUUUCCUCAAAGACAGAUAGAAGAAGUUUCCGCAUACCCGAUCAACCUUCUUCGUGAAGUUCGGCACCGCUAUGGUGUUGUAAGUGAGAAGUUUCCCUGGGACAUGUGCCACAUGCGCACCAUGCACCGGAUGCUCAACUCUCUUACCUCGAAACGCAGCGACAGCAUCGUGCCCAGCUCUGGCCCUCUUCCAGCAUACCUUCAAGAUCGCCUGGACACUUGGCAGACUAGCAUCACCGGCUUCGGGUUCUUGUUCACCAAACCUCACGCUUAUGUUGUCUUUACCUACAUGCAAAUUCUUGUGCCUCAAAGCACCAUCGAAGCCAUGCAGCGGGGAGAGAUCGAAUGGCUAGGAGAUCGUACUGCUGCCGCGUGUAGGGAGUACUAUGGCAAGGAUCCUCGCCAUGGUAGCGACCCAGUUUGGAAACAUGGAAGUGCUAGGGAAGAGAUUGUUCAGUAUGUUGAUGGAUUGAGCGGAAAGAUUGGAAUUGAUUUCUUGGCGAGGGUCAUUGGAGAUGCGGUGCUCGCAAAUAAGAAUCUGGAAGAGAGGGAGGGGAUUCCGUUUGAGGAACUGCAAAGGCUGGGGAGGGCUUCGUCUGAACCUGAAGAGAUUGAGGAUGCGUGA